AUGAGCACCGCCUCCGCCGACGUCGGGGACGCCGGCGAUGGCGCCUCCUCUGCCGCCACAGCGCCCGCUGGCAGGAGGAUCCCGCCGGCCUCGUCCAUGCCGUGGGUCCGCAACCUCCGCCGCUUCGUCGGCACGGGCGCCGGCCUCGGAUCCGAGGCCCUUAUGGAAUUGGAAACGAAAAGGAUAUUGCUUGAGAUUUUUAAGGAGCGGCAGCGAAAGAGCGCUGAAGCUGGUUCCAUCCCAAGUUUUUACAAGAAGAAACCUGAAGAUGGAUCUAUUAGCAAUAGAGUCCAGAGGUUGGCCAAGUACAGAUUUCUAAAGAAACAAUCAGAACUUCUACUUAAUGCUGAUGAUCUCGAUGCCAUGUGGGUUUGUCUCAGAGAAAAUUGUGUUAUUGACGAUGCUACUGGUGCUGAAAAGAUGAAUUAUGAAGAUUUCUGCCAUAUUGCCACAGUGUGCACAGAGCAAAUUGGCCAGAAAUGCAAACGCUUCUUUAGCCCUUCGAACUUUAUGAAGUUCGAGAAGGAUGAUUCUGGGAGAAUUGCAAUCUUACCAUUCUAUCUUUAUGUUAUGCGAACAGUUUCUCUUACUCAAGCAAGAAUUGAUAUGAGUGAACUUGAUGAGGAUUCUGAUGGUUUCCUUCAACCUCAUGAAAUGGAAGCAUACAUCAGAGGACUUAUUCCCAAUUUGGCACAACUGCGUGACAUGCCAUCAGCCUUUGUUCAAAUGUACUGCCGCAUAGCUGCACGGAAGUUCUUUUUCUUCUGUGAUCCACACAGACGAGGGAAAGCAUGCAUAAAGAAAGUAUUGUUGAGCAAUUGUCUUCAAGAGCUAAUGGAAUUGCAUCAGGAGAGUGAGGAAGAGGUAACGGAUACCGAGCAGGCUGAAAAUUGGUUUUCCUUGACUUCAGCUCAGCGCAUAUGUGAUAUGUUCCUUGCACUAGACAAAGAUACAAAUGGCACACUGAGCAAACAAGAGCUGAAGGAAUAUGCUGAUGGCACACUAACAGAAAUCUUCGUCGAAAGAGUUUUUGAUGAACAUGUACGCCGAAGCAAAGUUGGAGGUGGCAACAGUCGUGAGAUGGAUUUUGAGAGCUUUCUCGACUUUGUUUUGGCCCUAGAGAACAAAGACACCCCUGAAGGGCUGACAUACUUAUUUAGAUGCCUUGAUCUCAACGGAAGGGGAUUCCUGACAACUGCUGAUAUUCAUACUCUAUUUAGAGAUGUGCACCAGAAGUGGAUCGAGGGGGGGAACUACGAGCUUUGCAUCGAAGACGUAAGGGAUGAAAUCUGGGACAUGGUGAAACCAGCUGACCCUCUCAGGAUCGCACUCGCGGAUCUCCUUUCCUGCAAGCAAGGCGGGACUAUUGCCAGCAUGCUUAUAGAUGUCCGAGGCUUCUGGGCCCACGACAACAGAGAGAACCUCCUCCAGGAAGAGGAGGAGCAAGUGGAAGAGGCUUGA
Messenger RNA from Triticum turgidum subsp. durum (durum wheat), 1461 nucleotides. NCBI's taxonomy places the organism in Eukaryota, Viridiplantae, Streptophyta, Magnoliopsida, Poales, Poaceae. The record is from the annotation of a GenBank genome assembly.